Molecule: messenger RNA, 5990 nt
Organism: Apus apus (common swift)
Lineage: Eukaryota; Metazoa; Chordata; Aves; Apodiformes; Apodidae
Gene: LYSMD3
Product: LysM domain containing 3
Exons: 2
Coding region: 151-1002 (283 amino acids)
Biological process (GO): Golgi organization
Cellular component (GO): Golgi apparatus
Source: RefSeq, a predicted model, not a curated record
CCAUUGCGGGGCCAUGAGGCGCGGCGGCAGGUAGGGCCGCGGCCCGGGGAGGAGCGGGGCCGGGCCGGGCCGUGCCCGGGAGGGAGCGGUGACUGCGCGGGAUCCCCGCGGAGGGCGCUGCCGCCGCUGCCGCGGCCCGUCCCGCGGAGCAUGGCCGGCAGAGGCCUGCAGGCUGCGGGCGCGGCGCAGCCGGCCGUCGGCGGUCACCUGUACCCCUUGGUGAGCGUGGCGGGGCCGGAGGGCGAGGGGCCGGAGGAGGAGGGCGAGGUGACGGAGCUGCGGCCGCGGGGCAGGGAGAAGGUGCGGAGAAGCGCGUCGAGGGACAGGCUGGAUGAUAUCGUCCUGCUGACGAAGGACAUCCAGGAAGGGGACACGCUGAACGCCAUUGCACUUCAGUACUGCUGCUCGGUUGCAGAUAUCAAGAGAGUUAACAAUCUUAUCAACGAUCAAGACUUUUUUGCCCUGAGGUCUGUAAAAAUUCCAGUGAAAAAGUUCAGUGUACUGACAGAAACACAUGUGUCCCCAAAAGGAAGACCCAUCCUCCGGCCUGCUCACUGCUCCCUAGAAGCACAGGAAUCAUCAGCUUCUGACACAUUCUCUGCUCAUGAGACCGUUGGCAACUUCUUAAAAGAAAUGGACCGAGAUAUAGAAGAAAUAGUGAAGUGCAAUGACACCAAGAGAGAGAAUCUUAAUGAAGUUGUUUCUGCCUUAGCAGCCCAACAGAUCUGUUUUGAAACUGAUGGUAAAACCAAGAAAAGCAAGGAUCCUUACUACGGAGCAGAUUGGGGCAUAGGAUGGUGGACAGCUGUAGUGAUUAUGUUGAUUAUUGGCAUUGUAACUCCUGUUUUUUAUCUCCUGUAUUACGAAGUUCUGGUGAAGGCAGAUGUCAGUCACCAUUCUACAAUGGAAUCUUCCCAUUUGUUUGUCACGGCAGCGUCACAUCAGAAACAAAUAGAAAAUGGAGUAAAUGCAGCAAAUAUUGUAAAUGUUGAUAAUCAAUGAGACCUUCAGCCUUAACAAGAAAAUCUCAGGCAGCUGUUAUGAAUAACAGACAUAACGUAGUGUUAGAUAAAGAAGAAACCACAGAAUGCAAAAUGCAUCUGGAGUGCAGAGGAAAUGUGUACUGAGAUGUGACUUGCUUGUGUGGACAGUGUUCCAGUCCAUGGGUAUUUCUGUGGACCAUGUAAUCUCUGAAUAUACCUGAGACAGGUGACUUUAAUGGAAGAUUGGGAUGUAAGUUAAGGUGAAGCUUUGCACUUUUUUUCUAUUUUCAUAGGCAUAUGUUUUUUAAUUAAUGAUGAGGUGAAAAAAUGUAGUUUGAACUAACACAUGAAGUCUCACUGUAUGAUUUACAGCCCUAAAAUGGGCAUUUGGGGAUACCUAAUUUUUAAGCAACCUGAGGUAUUUAUAGAAUGCAUAUAGUACACUUGACAUUUUAAUAUGAGGUUUACAGUUAUCACUUAAAACUGUGUUCUCAGUUUCUUUCUUAUAAAGUUAGAUUUUUUAAAAAUACACCCUGUCAUUCCAUAAUUAAUUACCACUUUGAAGUUCUAUUUUAAAAGUGUCUUUUAUAUAAGCUGGAAUCUUCAAAUCUUGUGCCUGUGGUCAGCCUAUUCUUCAGUACUUCUCAAUAUAAGCAGUAGGAUAGUUUGUUUUCUAUCUCUGUGAUACCAUGCUUCAACACAGUGCAGCUGAGGGUCUUGUUGAAAAUUCACAUCCUUCCAUGGUAUCCUACUGACUGGACUGCACUUCUGGAACAGGUUGCCCAGGGAAGCUGUGGCUGCCCCAUCCCUGGCAGUGUUGAAGGGCAGGUUGGAUGGGGCUUGGAGCAACCUGGGCUGGUGGGAGGUGUCCCUGCCCAUGGCAGAUGGGACUGGAAAAUCUUAAAGGUUCCUCCAACCCAAACCAUUCUGUGAUUCUAUGAUUCUCAUCUGGUCAGCUGUGUAUAAAACAAAAGAACUGCAGAUGUAUGGCACCUUGGUGUGACUGCUUCACUUGUCUUUGUCACCUGGAGAGGUUUUUUCCCCUCUCCAGUUAAUCUGAGUUCAGUACCAACUGAUUCUGAAGACAGCAGCUACAUGGGUACCAGGUACGCUAAUGAUCUGCCCAUGAACGCUGAACACUUAAGUUUUCUAGGAGAUUUCAAAAAAGUUCAAAUGAGAUUUACUGACUGCUGUCAAGAAAUUUAAAUUGCAGCAAAAUAGACCAGCUGCAGCUUCACACUUGUUCUUUACAUGGUAGUAUAUUCCUCGGCCACUCUGUUCUUGAACAUUUCACUUGGAGUUUGAUGAACAAUCUUGCUUUUCUCCUCUUCCCUAGCUGAAAAUCCUACAACAUAAGCAAAAAAAAACAACCAAAAAACCAACCCACCCUGGACUCUUGCAGCAGAAAAAAGGGAGGUACUUACAUACUGAGAAUAUUUUUAAAAUAAAAACAGAUGCUGCCUAUAUAUUUUUUUUUGUUUUAUUUGCCUUCUGGAAUAAGAUCUCUAUUGCUCUGUUCAAAGUACCAUUUGUUACCAAAGCCCAAGAUACCUGACUUGAAUAGGACUUCCCUUUGGGUGGCUUGCAUAAGUAUAUACAGUAUAAAAAAACACUCUGAUAGUCAAUGUUUCCUAACUGUUGGAGGUAUUCCAAAGUCCUUUAUCAACUUAAAUUUUGGAAUGAAAGACUUGUGCUUUGUCUGUUCUUGGGGCAAUAUUGGACCUGUUGCCCCAAGAAGUCAGGCAGAUACUCUUCACUGGCAUUCUGUGAGCAUUGACUGGAUACCUUUGAGUGUAUUGUAUUGAGAUUGAAGCAGGCCAAAGCUUGAAGGGAAAUGCUGUGCAGUUGGAUCUGUGAACUAUGAUCUAUGACUCCUGAACCCUUUGACCAAAGUGGUAUUUGUGGAGAUAAUGUGAGUUACUCAUCGUAAUCAUCAUGAGGGAUUGCAAACAGGCAUUAACUUCAUGUUUCACAUAAUGCUUGUUUUCAGAGAGCUUUUAAAAUAGUAAUUCUUUCCAUUAAAAAAAAAUAUGCCAAUAAUACAAGCUUGAGUACUGAAGUACCAGUUCUGGGUAAGGCUGUAAGAACAGCAUUGCAGGAGAAUUUAUACUGGCUAACAUGAUACAGCUUCCAUGGCUAAAACUUUAAAAGAUGACUUGCUUUAGUCCAGAAUAUAGGGCUUUGGCAUGUUAAGACAAACAUUUUCUAUUUAGGACUAAAACUCGGUAUGUAAUGUGUCAGUUCUGUGCUGCAACCUUAUUUGCUGGUUUGCUUCUUUCCCUUUCAUUCUGUUGGAAACCUCAGCAUUUUUAAUACAUUGAUAAUUCUGUAAGAAAUGUAAGGAUAAAGAACUUGAAAUUAGCUAUUGUGAUGAUGCAACAUAAGUGUAAUUUACUUUAAGUCUCUAAACUGCUGGGUAUUAUAAUGUUAUCAGUACAGAAGCAAACUUAACUUCAGUUAUGGUUGGACUUAGGAAGAUCAAUAUCCUGUUGACUAGGAGUAAACAGGUGGGUGGUUAACUGUUGCUUUUCAUCCUUGUGGUGAUACCACUGAGUAGUUCUCUGGCAUAUCUCAGGCUUUGAGCUUUUCCAUGUGGAAGGCCUGUGACAUCCUGUCACCAAGUUAAGUGUGAUGAGCCUUUCUUUUUACAUGAUGAUAAGCAGUCGUUAGAAAAACACAAAGGGGAGGCUGUUGCAUUGAACCAAUACUACACUCAUCUAGAGCCUGGCAUGUCUGUAUGUGGGAUAUUUCAUAAAUUACAUUUUAAAUUUAGAGAGUUAAUUUUAUCAGAAGAUACAGGAGGUUCUUUUACAAAGAUUGUAGCAUUCCUGGUACUGGCUUUGUGCAGGAUGCAGGGAUCUUUACUGUUUUUUUUUUUUUCUAAAGUACAACACAACUAGCAAUGCAUCAUCACAUGUCAGCCCUGCACAAACAGGGUUACUGCUCUGUAUGGAACUUAAAUCUGAUUUAAGUUAACAUGUGUUAGUCUUUUAGAAACUGACUUGUUAAAAACACCACCACAACAGAGCGGUAAAUAAUAUUUUAGAUUAAUUACAACACAUUGUUGAUCAGGAAGUUGAUUUUAAAUUUAGGUGCAUAUUGCACUGUUGGAUCAUGUAAAAUGUAAAUUCUUUAAAUCUGCUAUAUUUUGGAGUAUUUUGUCACAAAUAGUCUUUGUAUAACUAUUUUAUAAAGGCUGGAAAUACAACUGUAAAAUAAUUCUGAAUGAGGACACAAGUCUUAUUUUAAGUACUUUUGUUCCUCUGCUUUUAGAAGAACAUAAUAUACAUAAAAUAAAGAUUUUAUUUUAGACUGCAGUGAAAGUGGUGCAUAUAAUGUGUUCUCAGCUCUAUGUACUUUGCAUCAUUUAUUACAGGAGGCUACUACUUGUAUUUGUUCCGGCUAGUUUAUAUGUAUAAAUCUAAAACAAACCCCCCUGGCCAACAAGUUACUGAGUUGGCAGUAGCUUCAUACAGCAUUCAUUCACCUUGUUUAUCCUCUGCAUGCCUUGUAGGACUUGGAUCUUUUCUACAUAAAGUUCUGAGAACUUCUUAGUUCUGUGAAAUAAGGAUUAAGAAAUAGGCAUAAAAAACCGAGGUGGGGAUUAGUGAAGUUCUUAGAUGGUGAUCUCCCUACCCAAUGAAAACAGUGCCUUUUUGUAGGAAGUAGCAGUGCUCUUCCACUGCUUUUCACAUAGGAUCUGAAUAUGUCUGCCCAAACCCAAAGUGUGCUGAGACCCAAAGAACCAUCUUAAUUCUGUCAGCAUUAUAGUUCUGUAAUAAGUACUAAGCAAUUGGAAAAUCAGCUUGUAAAAGCAGCUGCAAGUGUUGUGCCUGUGGGACAGCACAAGCAGAACUCUGCAUGUUUAUAAGCGCUGGCCUUGCUGGCCAUUGUCAAACUAGUCCUAGAGGGUCCAUCCUAAGACUCUGUAGUUCCCUCAGGAGGACAGAGGUGACCAUAGUUCACCUUUUAAAGGUCUCAAAAAGACCUGAUUUCUGCCAGAAUAAUAUGCCUCAACAGCACAGCAGGGAGGCUGUUGUCUCUCCCAUUGGCAAUGUGACGAACAAGUCCCUGAACCCCAGGAAUUAGUAUCUGCUAUACAAUAAGGCAUUGUACCUGGUCGGGCAAGCCACAGCUUGUGACCAAAUUGUAACUCGGGCAGUAAUGCUUUUCCAGUGUUAAUUCUCUAGUUCUGUCUUUGGUUAAAGCCAUCUAUUUGCAUUCCUUGAGUGAGAGACAAGGAGUCUCACUGUUUAUCUUGCAUGGAGGAUAACAGCUCAUAGAAGAGGAGACUAGCUGUGCUUGGGGCAAGCAUAUAUCAUUUCCAACACCCUUGCCUUGUUCACAUCUUCUGUUUUGUGUAUCACAUCCAAGAAAUAAUAAGCACCACUGUUCAAGAAGUAACUGCUGGCAUGUGUGAUGUUCAAAUAAAAUUAUCAGACAGAAUACAUUUCCUAUGCAAUGCAGCAGGAAGUUUAUUAAACAUGAUUUGUAAAGGUAUGAACCUCUCAAAAUAAAACUAGUAUGCCUCUGAGGUGUGACCUGCGUAGCAUUUCAGUGUAAUUUCCUUUACAUCUGAUAUGUAUUUUAUCAGAAUACUUGAAAGCUACACCUUAAUGAACAAAUUCUUACUGCACACAGAAGUUCAUGGAAUAAUGUAGUACUGUUUGCACGUCAGCAGUGAGGUAAAGUACUGCCUGACAAAAUGCCAAACUUGCAAGGAAAACUUCUGUACUUUCUUUUGCAAAUAAAAUAAUUGAUUUUAUUUUAAAACUGUUCUUUCAUUAGACCUGAUAACAGCACUAGGUAUCAGGAACAUGAUGUUUUACAAAAGUAAAAAAAAACCCACCAAAAUAUGGUGAUGAUCAGCAGCAAUGUCGUAACACCAAUAUUUUGUGUCAUCAAAGAACAGCAGGACACAGAGAAUGCUCCGUUAUUUCCUCAAGUUUAGGAGUAAGUUUGCUACACUUCAGCUGUUGGUUCUCAAAUAAAGUUAAUGUUUCUAAA